CCAAGCCCGUCACCAACAGCAUCCUCACAAUUGCUUAAAUCUUCAGUCCUUGGAAACCAUUACAUAAUAUUCAGUUAUUUUCUGCUGAAGUGGCUUGUUCUGAUUGGCCUUGACGUAGCUUAUAUUUCGUAAGAAUGUCACGUUUACAUUUGUACUUCUAAAGCUUUGAAAAUAUGCUUACCAAUUUGCCUCCCCUGAAAUUAUACCAACAUUUCCUGAUCGACUAAAAGGGCCCUUUGUUUAACUAGGUCAACAACCAAAUCUUCAAUAGGGCAGGAUUUUUAGAAGCCAAGAUGAAGAACCUUUCUCUGAAAACCGAAGUGUCGAAAGAAUCAAUGGAAGGAGAGAAAGAUCCAAGAGUUUGUAAAUCCCUGGACAAAGGUUUUCCUUUUGUGUCCAGUUCCUUUGCCCAACAACCCUUCCCAACGCCCUCUCCAUUCUCAAUCUCGGCCGCUUCCGCUGGAUCGAGCUCAAGGCCUCUGAUCCACCUCUGCGGCGUCUUACUCCGGUUCUUGGCGUUCCUGUUCUCCUUUGUCUCUGCUCUUUCGCUAGUAAUCACAUCACCAAAGAAGAAAGACAAGGCAGCAUCAGUUGGCUCUAGCUUCAGUGACCACUCCGAAUUACUGUAUUGCUUAACCGCGACGAUGCUAGCUUUCGCCUACUCACUUUUCCAACUCUUCAAAGGAAUUCUCGAGAUUGCUGACAGAGGUAUUUUGAUGUCGGACAUGGUCUCAGACUACACCAGCUUCACACUUGAUCAGUUGCUGGUCUACCUUCUGGUUUCGUCGUCUUCAGCUGCGAUACCUGCGAUUAAACGGAUUGAACGAUCUUCCCAACUCUGGAAAGCUUCAAUCGUCUCUGUCAGCUUCUCUUUUGCAACUUUCCUAGUCAUAGCAAUUUGUGCUCUCCUGUCAGGCUACAAGCUUUGCAAAAGAAUAAUCUGGUGAAGCUUCAUGUGGUUCAGGCAAAUAGUACUAUUCUAUAUGCUCUCAAUCGCCUAGGACGAUUCUGCAUAACUAGAUGUAGAAACAUAAUCACAGUGCGGAAAACAAAAGGGUACUACAAACAGUUGUAUAUUUUUGUACUUGUGUUAUGUAAGUACAUAAUUGCAUGAUUUAAAUGGAGUUAUCAUUAUCUUUAAUGAGAAAUGUCAGACGGUCUUAAACACAA
Messenger RNA from Morus notabilis, 1170 nucleotides. Its product is annotated as CASP-like protein 4A4. Bases 294 to 947 code for a protein of 217 amino acids. NCBI's taxonomy places the organism in Eukaryota, Viridiplantae, Streptophyta, Magnoliopsida, Rosales, Moraceae. The record is from RefSeq and is a predicted model, not a curated record. The transcript has 3 exons.